Messenger RNA from Bursaphelenchus xylophilus (pine wood nematode), 3144 nucleotides. The record is from the annotation of a GenBank genome assembly. Lineage: Eukaryota; Metazoa; Nematoda; Chromadorea; Rhabditida; Aphelenchoididae.
AUGAGCAGCGACGACACAAGGGACAGUAGUCCCAGUGACAGUAAAAGCAAAUCUGAGUCGUCGUCUAACUCUGCCGCGUCUUACGCUUCCUCAGAAAGUUCGGAGAAAUGCCGCACCCUGACGAUAAACAGUCCAGCAGCCGGAGAUCCGCUCAUAUUCCAGUUCAAACCACCCAAUGCGGAAUUUGUGGACAUAUUAAAGUCGGUUCAAUUAUGUUGAAUAUAUGUAUUUAUGUUUAGAUUGUCAAUUGAUGAGUUUGAAGGUCUCAAACAAGUCGUGACAAUGUGCGUUGGUAGUUUGGACAAUCUUUACACAGCUGAGUAAGUACUAAUCGCGCCAUAAAGUACUGACACAUUUGUCGCGGGUGCCGCGCGAUAAAAUUGGAGGUCGCGCGAAAAUGCAUUUCGUAAGUGCAAAAACGGGGAAUUGCGGCGACGGGUGCGAGGAAAGAAAAAAACGCAAAUGUGUCGGAACUUUAUGGCGCGACUAGUAUUGGUGUAAUUUAAUUAUUGUGCCUUUUAGUUACGAAGCUCUGGACGACGUUUGUUCAAGAUUUAAUCGAGCCGCGUCUACUAUUAGUAAUUUAUGGAAAGGAGCCACAAAACCCGGAUCAAAUUCGGAGUUUGCCUCUACAAAACUUUUGAGCAGGAUUUUGACUCAUUCUUAUAACAAAGCAGUCGAUAAUGAGAAGGCCUUGAAUAAGCAUUACGAAGCGUUUUCAUCAGAAACUUAUGGCGAGACGUCUUUCAACAGGAUGCAAAUGAUUAUUGACGAACUGAAGCCCACAAAUCAAGAUGUUUUUGUGGACUUGGGCAGUGGUGUGGGCCAACUAGUGGCUCAUAUGGCUGGGGGAUCUAGAGUUAAGAAAGCAUUUGGAAUUGAAAUCGCGCAGUUACCAGCGAAAUUUGCUGCAAGAUUGGAGGAAGAAUUCAGAAAGUAAGUAGGAAUCUUCAAAUUUGAGAUGUUUAUAGAUUGAUGAAGUUUUUCGGCAAAAAAGUGCGGCCCUUCAGUUUGGAAAGAGGAAAUUUCUUGGAUGAAAAUUACCGGGAACUGAUCACUCAGGAUGCAACCAUCAUUUUUAUCAACAAUUAUGCGUUUCAGUCUGACUUAGAAGCAAAAAUUAAGCAAAAUCUAUUGAGUGAGUUAAAGAAUGGAACCAAGAUUAUUUCGACGAAGCCUUAUGGAGCGUUGAACAAGAACAUUACCGAACGUCAGUUAAAUGGUAGGGUUGGUUCUCCCGCAUCAUCGUCUAAAUCUUUUACAGAUAUUUCAUCAAUAUUGGAUGUCGUUGAAUUAAAACGGUGCCCCAAUCCUUGUUCAUGGACUUCCAACGAUGUUCCUUACUAUCUUCAUGUUGUAAAUCAUGAAAAAGUAGGGCUUCUCAUCUUUUAUAUAUGCGUUAUUUCAGCUGGAAAAGUAUUUUCUCGGUCUAAGGAACAGUAGUUUGAAGUCUGACCUUCGCCGGUCCGCUACUCCUUCAUCAAAAAAUUCGGAUUCUAGAGAGUCUAGUGUUCCACGAAGAAUUUUGAAGAAGAAAAUUAAGGAUGGUGAUAUGUAAGUUAGCCGAAGUGAAGUUAUAUCUUGUUUAACGCAUUAUUUUUAUGAAGUCUCUUACUUUAGUUACGGUCCUACAACCAGAAGAAAGUGGCAGGCGUAUGUCUCUGAAGGAGCUCCGAAUGAAAAAGAUGAAUCUCCCCACAAGAAUGGAGACACUCCGAGCGAUGAGAAGAUCUCCAAUUCUAACGAUUCGGACAGCGAUUUUGAGGAGAAAAAGAAGAAAAGAACUGCUUCCGGAAAGCCCAAAGGAAGGCCCAGAAAAUUGAAUGAAAAGAAAGAACAUAACCCAUUCUCGAAUGAUGCUGAAGAGGGCAUGGAGUUGAUGCAUCGAAUGAUCUGCGAGGCCGCUGGAGGGCGAAGAUCACAGGCCGGCCACAACGCGAAUGAUGCAAAAGCAUCAAAGAAAUUCAAGAUUGCUAAGAAAAUGGAGACUGGCAAAUUGAGGCCUGAAAUUACACUUCCUUUCCCCACGGUUAACAAUCCAUCGAAAAAAUCUUCGAAAAUUUCAAACACCGGAGAAUACAAAUAUCCGAAUCUUGAAGUAUUUUUGUGUAAGUAAGGUUCUGCUUUGUUGUUUUUGUGCGCUUGAUUAUGAUUUAAUAUUUUUUAGCCGAGCUCCGAAGAGUUUACGAAAGCUUUCUUGACAACGUGAAACCGAAUGAUUUAAACUCAAACAAAGUAAGUUGCAUUCGUUCGAAUUUAAUUUUUUAGACUUUAACUGUUCCAAAGGUAUCGAACAAUAAACUUGGUCAUUACCUUGUUGAUAUUACCCACAGAAUGGAUAAGAUCAGAGCGAAGUAUAUAGAGCUGGGAACGGAGGUGGAUUCUUUACGGGACGAUGUGAUUACUCUGGUUUCAAAAUUUUCGAAUGCUGAUAUGCCCAAUUCGGUAUCAUCAACGUUAAACGGGGAGUUGCGUUCAACUCCCUCUACCAGCGGAUCUCAAGUGGGAAAACUCGCUAACACGUAUGUGCCUCAGGGCUUUAAUUCUUUUUGAUUUUUAGGUCUGUUAGUUCUGAUGGGGAGAGAGUUAGCAACUGCUCGGUUAAGCUUGGAACCAACAUAAACGGUCAGAUAAGUUUAUCAUCGGCAAGCAAUGAAGUUGGUCUAAUAAACACCUUGACUUCUCUAAUCCAUCCAACUUUGGGAGAUACCCCUCCAAUCGAUCUCAAUGUUUUAAACCAUAUUUCGUCGGCUUCUCCUGCGGAAUUGAGCCAAAUGGUGACCGACAUAAGCCAAAGAAAUCAGAUGAUCUACAGCCUUCUGGCGAAUACAAAUCCCCUCUCAUUUCCAUCUUCAAAUGUUCUUCUUGCGCUCAGGAAUGUGACUGGUGGUUCAGGCGUACCUCAAGGAUCUUUUGAUAAUUUUACCCAUUACUCAUCUAUUCCGGAUUCCCGAGAAUCUUUGCUGCCUCACGAUACCCAGAGUUAUGUUAAUCCAAAUGAUCCAAACAAAAGAGUAAGUUGUGUGAAUAUAUGCAUAAUUUGUCUGUUUAAAGGUGGAUCAAAGAGUCCUGACAAAACGUCCAACUGAUGGAGUCCAUGAUGAGGUUACCUCUCCUAAACGGUUUGGACAGAAUAGUGCAUAA